This is a messenger RNA of Puma concolor (puma), 2511 nucleotides long. It is a transcript of the gene CROT, whose product is annotated as carnitine O-octanoyltransferase. Gene Ontology annotation, molecular function: carnitine O-octanoyltransferase activity. Gene Ontology annotation, cellular component: peroxisome. NCBI's taxonomy places the organism in Eukaryota, Metazoa, Chordata, Mammalia, Carnivora, Felidae. The record is from RefSeq and is a predicted model, not a curated record.
GCCAGCGCGGCUGUGGGCCGCGGCCGAGGAGGUGAAGGGCAAGCGGUGAGGACCAGUAGGCCCGAUGGGGCAGCGCUCCCUCUCUCCCCCAGCCCGUGGAGAUGGUGGGGAAAAGAUGGUUGCAGCGGCCUCCUGGAAGUCCUAAACAGUUCAUCUUGGUGUACCGUUUUCCUGUUGUGAUUGCAUCAUGGAAAAUCAGUUGGCUAAAUCAACUGAAGAACGAACAUUUCAAUACCAGGAUUCUCUUCCAUCUCUGCCUGUUCCUUCACUUGAAGAAUCAUUAAAAAAAUACCUUGAAUCAGUAAAGCCAUUUGCAAAUACAGAAGAAUAUAAAAAAACUGAAGAAAUUGUCCAAAAAUUUCAAGAUGGUAUUGGAAGAAAAUUGCACCAGAAAUUACUUGAAAGGGCAAAAGGAAAAAGAAAUUGGCUGGAAGAAUGGUGGCUGAAUGUUGCCUAUCUGGAUGCUCGUUUACCGUCACAAUUGAAUGUCAAUUUUGCUGGUCCUGCACCUUAUAUUGAACACUACUGGCCUCCAAAGGAAGGGACUCAGUUGGAAAGAGGAAGUAUAAGUCUUUGGCACAACUUGAACUACUGGCAGCUAUUAAGAAAGGAAAAAGUGCCUGUUCAUAAAGUUGGAAAUAAUCCUCUAGAUAUGGAUCAAUUCCGAAUGGUGUUUUCCACAUGCAAGAUUCCAGGGAUUACUAGAGAUUCAAUUAUGAAUUAUUUUAGGACUGAGAGCGAAGGGCGUUCCCCAACUCACAUUACGGUGCUUUGUCGAGGCCGAGUCUUUGUCUUUGAUGUAAUGCAUGAAGGAUGUUUGAUGACCCCACCAGAGAUUCACAGGCAAUUGACAUAUAUUCACAAGAAGUGCCAUAGUGAACCCGAUGGACCUGGGAUACCAGCAUUAACCAGUGAGGAGCGAACCCGAUGGGCUAAGGCACGAGAAUAUUUGAUUAGUCUUGAUCCGGAGAACUUGACUAGGUUAGAAAAAAUUCAAAGCAGUUUACUGGUGUAUUCCCUAGAGGAUAGCAGUCCACAUGUAACGCCAGAAGAUUAUUCUCAGGUAACUGCAAUGAUUCUUGCAGGAGAUCCAACAUUACGCUGGGGAGACAAAUCGUAUAACUUGAUUUCCUUUUCCAAUGGAGUAUUUGGCUGUAAUUGUGAUCAUGCUCCUUUUGAUGCAAUGGUUCUAGUAAACGUCAGCCAUUAUGUUGAUGAGAAAAUUGUAGAGAAUGAAGGAAGAUGGAAGGGUUCAGAAAAAGUACGGGAUAUAUCACUUCCAGAGGAGCUCGUUUUCACUGUGGAUGAUAAAAUCCUAAACAACAUUAAACAGGCUGAAGCCCAAUAUCUCAAGCAGGCAUCUGAUCUGCAGAUUGUGGUGUAUGCCUUUACAUCUUUUGGCAAAAAACUAACCAAGAAGAAGAGGCUUCACCCUGAUGCAUUUAUUCAGCUUGCACUUCAGCUGGCCUAUUAUAGACUUCAUGGACGCCCUGGCAGCUGCUAUGAAACUGCCAUGACCAGAUACUUUUAUCAUGGCCGCACAGAGACUGUGAGGUCAUGUACAGUAGAAGCAGUCAGGUGGUGCCAGUCCAUGCAGGAUCCCUCUACUAGUCCUCUUGAGCGACAGCGAAAGAUGUUACAAGCUUUUGCAAAACAUGAUAAAAUGAUGAAAUAUUGUUUGGCUGGAAAAGGAUUUGACCGUCAUCUUUUAGGUCUUUUACUCAUAGCAAAAGAGGAAGAUCUUCCAGUUCCAGAACUCUUUACAGACCCACUUUUCUCCAAAAGUGGAGGAGGUGGAAACUUUGUUCUCUCAACAAGUCUGGUUGGGUAUUCAAGAGUCCUGGGAGUGGUGGUUCCCAUGGUACACAAUGGCUAUGGAUUUUUCUACCACAUCAGAGAUGACAGGUUUAAUGUGGCCAGUACAGCCUGGAAAUCCUGCCCAGAAACUGAUGCAGAAAAGCUGGUUCAGCUGGUUUUUCAUUCUUUCCAAGAUAUGAUGCAACUGAUGAACACUGCUCAUCUUUAGAGACUAGUCAUUUAUUAAGCAUUGACAAAAAUAUUACACUGGGUGUGGAGAGUGGGUUGUUGAUGUGAGAUAGAAAGGAAUAUUGAUUUAAGGAAACUUGUUAAAUGUAGACAUAGGUAGAAUCACGUUUUUUAAAUCUAUUCUCACCUAGAAGAUAAAAAUAGGAUUUUUAAGCUUCCUCUGAUGCAGUAGCAAUGCAAAUUGAUACAAUGAGAUAUAGCAUCAUGCGAAAGUUGAAGAUGAGCCUCAACAAUGCAAGUCUACAAUUUUUAAUAAUGCAAGUCUUACUCUUAACUUACAAAUAUUUUUGUUGGUACCUGUAUAGGUUAUAAAUCCUCUGACCAUCAUUGUAGAGUCUGUCUUCCAAGCACUUUAACAGUUUCUAGUUGCCAAAGGAUAUAAAGUACAUGAUUAAAUGCUAACUCCCCAUGAAAUCAUUGCCUUCCACAUUCAGCACAGGGAUACAAGCCUGCUUUGUUUGAUGG